Messenger RNA from Mucor velutinosus, 1740 nucleotides. RefSeq lists its product as uncharacterized. Gene Ontology annotation, biological process: protein transport. The transcript has a single exon. Gene Ontology annotation, cellular component: cytoplasm. Bases 1 to 1740 code for a protein of 579 amino acids. NCBI's taxonomy places the organism in Eukaryota, Fungi, Mucoromycota, Mucoromycetes, Mucorales, Mucoraceae. The record is from RefSeq and is a predicted model, not a curated record.
AUGUUCAAAUCGUUACAUAAGAGUGAAGAAAUAUCGCUGUCAAUAGAAAUCUCUCCCGACUUUACAGGUAUUUUGCGAGGAUUUGCGCAUGAUGAAUCUGAGGGUUGCACACUGAAUGGAGAGCUCUUGAUGACUACCACUCGUUGUGUCAAGAUCAAGCGCCUGGAAACUGUAUUCACAGGUGUAUGUCGAGUGAAUUUCAAGACAACAAACAAGAUGGGCGUUCCUACAUCGGAUGGUACCGAAAGUCGAGGCAUUUACAGAAAGAAGAUGGCACAUUUGGGUGAGACAGCAGAGGCAGCAGCCAGCUAUGGCAGUAACAGCCCAUUGACAACGUUUGAGCCUGGUACAUACAAAUUCCCAUUUUCCUUCAAGAUACCACCCAGUCUGCCACAUUCAUUCAAAGGGAAGCACGGAUCGAUUGAAUAUGAAUUAGAUGCCUAUGUUACUCGAGGCAUAUUUAGCACGGAUGUGCACAUCAGUAAGCCAGUGACACUGAGAAGAUGUCUGAUGAAUACGCCAAGUCCUGUGGCUCGCAACACACAAACUGUGAUAGGAAGGAAGCAUCCUGACAUUGUCAAGUACUCUGCUACUGCCCCAUCUAUGGUUUACUGUGAAGGAGGGUUACUAGAGUUAGGACUCAAUGUGGAGUUGAAGGAUCCAGAUCGAUAUUCAAUUCGCAUUGUUACUUGUGGUUUAAAGGAACGUGUGGUAUACAGAACGACUGGCAAAAGCUCACUGACGAAUCAAGCAAUGCACUACAAUGAAUCCAGCUUUCCUCUAGGCUGUAGCACCUUCUUCCCCUCCCAACAUCCCGAGUACAACCCCGCAGAUUUGCACAACUACAAUGCCAUCUUUCGACUGUAUCCUCGUGUGCACACUGACAACAAAUCGAGCUUGAUUGUGGUCCACCAUAUACUGAUGAUUCGAAUGAUUAUUGACGACAAUGAGGUGAUAACAAGGGCCAACAUUCACCGACACAGAUCAACAGAUAGUACAACAAGUAUAGCAAGUGUUGCAAGCAGUCUUGGAGCAGCACCACGUUCCAUCCUGUCCCACUUAUCAAUGAAACAGCAACACGAUCAUCGAAGCUCGCCUGGAAAGCCACCUUCUAUGACACCGGUGAAUAUCAUGCCGAACGCAAUUGCUUCCACCAGCACGCCUCCUUUAAGCAGAUCGCCGUCUAUUUCAGAACUGUCAGUGGAAACCAUGUCUGGUGAGUCUGUUCUGUCCACAUCGCCACCUUCUUCGUCGUCGUUGGACAUGGAAUUCAUGCAACCUUUUCAAUCAAACUUGGUGCGAGUCUCCAGUAGAAAACUGGAGCCAAGUAGCAGUAAUAUGACGGAAGACAAUGCCGGUUCUUAUACAUUUGUGGAUGAAGGCGACAACGAUGAGGAGGAAAGAGAAGGCGUUACUAGAGACAAUAACCUAUCAAGUGGGCCACGACAUCACUUGGGUCACUCAUUGACGAUUCAUCAUCAUUUCAAUCCAUUCCAGUUUCACAAGGGCAUCUUGGAAGAAGGCUCAUAUGAAUGCACUUUGAACGUGCCCAUCAUUAUCACAUCGCGAGAAGAAUAUCGUGAAGGAAGCGUGCCCGCCUUGCCUGAUUAUGAAACAGCAGUGGAUGAGCCUCCAAGCUACCGAGCCACCCUUCAGUGUCUUCCACCUGUGCCUAUUUACCCGUCCAUGGAGGAGUUGGACAGUGACAACAACGAUAGUGAGAUGUUUACGAACGAAUAA